Messenger RNA from Daldinia vernicosa, 813 nucleotides. Its product is annotated as kinase-like domain-containing protein. NCBI's taxonomy places the organism in Eukaryota, Fungi, Ascomycota, Sordariomycetes, Xylariales, Hypoxylaceae. Bases 1 to 813 code for a protein of 270 amino acids. Gene Ontology annotation, biological process: protein phosphorylation. Gene Ontology annotation, molecular function: protein kinase activity; ATP binding. The record is from RefSeq and is a predicted model, not a curated record. The transcript is spliced from 7 exons.
AUGGCUUAUCCUCCGAGACUAGACAACAACAGCCCAGAAGUAUAUCGUGAAGUGAUUAGACCUGGAGAAGACCCGUCGUUGAUAAUUCAUUUCGACUUGCACCCCCUUAAUGUAUUUAUGGACGACCCCUUUCUCACAGAUGACGACGGACAAGAGCACGGUCCGGCCCCAAGAUGGAAGCUGGGCGACUUUGGGCUGAUGCAAGAGUGGGACAAUGGAUGGCAAGACGCAGAGAAGUUUGCCGUAGCCAAUGUUGGAAAACCCGGAUAUCAAGCCCCAGAGCAACGGGACAGAAGAAGGCCGUUAGAAGAGGGCGCCUUCGGACCACACACUAAUAUAUGGGGUAUCGGUCUAUUAAUGUUCAAUGCAUUGACCCUGUACCACACCGACGAUGAGGACUGGCAACCACGAAUAUGUCAUAUAGCAAUGCCAGAUGGCACAUAUAAAGACCUUAACACAUGGGCCCCGUUCCUGGUUGGCGAUGAGGUGUACGGGGAAUUCACAUACUAUAGCGCCGAUCUGCGCACGCUGAUAGCCCGGUGUAUGGCGGACGAUCGUGAAGACCGGCCAACGCUAAACGAGCUUCUAACCACUGUCCAGGCGAGUAUUGCGCGGGAUGAUGCGAUAGCAUUUGAGACGGAAAGAAUAUUUCAAAUAGAAAGAGCAGCGGAUCCCACUAGGCAGAGGCCGCCCGUGGAUGUUACAAGACCUCCUAAAGUGGAAGACAACGCGUUAUUAAGAAGGUUCUUCCAGGAAUAUAUCCGAGAACCGCCCGCGAGGGACGACCCAUACGGUGGACUUUGGGAUCAGUAG